CAAGGGCAGGGCACGGCAGCAUUAAUUGCAUUCCCAUGCACCACUCGAGCCAUCCAUCCAUCCGAGUCCAUCCGUGUGUUCGUAUCUGUCCUCCGCACAGCACAGGUGCUCGCAGGCACCAACGCACACACAAGAACGAGCGUACCUACCACACACUUGGACCGACCAUUGCUGCAGUGAGUGGCCCGCCCCGCCCCGCCUCACACCCCCGCACAACACAUAAAUGCAAUGCAUCCAUCACUUGCCAUCCACAGCCAUGACCACGAGCCCCCAGAGAUCGCCAGCACGAAAAUACAAAUCGCCAAAAAACAACACGUCUGUCUGUCUGUUACCGGCCGGCCUGGUCUGCUGAAGCCAAAAGAAUUUGUAACGAGGGCGCCCCCGUGUCUGUGUGUGCAAACAACACACACAGAUUGAGUUCUUAAUGAGCUAUCUGCGAUGCAAUGUGGAGGGAGGGAGAGAGGGGGGAGGGAGGGAGGGAGGGAGGGAGGGAAAAGUAUAGAGAGAACAAAUCCACUUUAUCCAUCCAUCCAAUGGCAUCCAUGACCGCCACACCACACAGAAACACACAAGCACGACGGAGAAAAGAUCGUGACCAUAAAGUGACGUUAGUCGCUGGCUUCCUCGGUUUCUUCUCGUGUCAAGCGAAGCGGAUACAUAAUAUCGGUAGGUGCGGUCGGUAAUCCCUUUACUGUACUCACUGGUUCUCGGCAGCUCAUUGGCGGCUGGGCUGGCUAGUCUGGUCUGUAUACCAUAUCAUCAUAGUAAGUAAGAGUGAGGGCGGGUGAGUGAGUGAGUGAGCUAUAGAUAUUACAUACCUACACAACACAGAGAUUGACAUACAUACACACAGAUGGGACAAGGCAAGGCAGGUAUGACAGACACGACGGGACAUGCAAGCAGGUAGGUAGCAGGUAGCCAGGCAAGGAAGGCACCAGCCGCACAAAUACUUAGUAGUUGACUGACGAUCAUCGUGGUGUUAGUAGUACCCCGGCCAAGUACUUGAGUGUCGUAACAAGGCAUGCAUUGAUUGCAUCCGUUCGUCCGUCCGUGCGUCCAGCCCCUGCUGGCCAAUCGUGUGUCGCGUCCCUCUCGUUAUGUGUUGGGUGUGUCACACAACACAACGAUGGACUGACUGACCGACUGUAUGGAAUGGAUAGGUAGAAAAACGACCGAUGGAGAACAGCCGCAUGUGAGAUUGAGCGAUGGGGUGUGUAGGCAGGCAUGCAGGUAGUGUCCACAAGCGCGGGUCGGGUGCGUCUCGACCGACCGAAUUAGGCCCUUGGGGUGGUCUUCGGCGUGCCGGCCAACGAAUACAACCUACACCAAACACAGAGAGAGACAGGAAUGAUGUCUGUCGCCUUUUUGCUGCGGUGGUGCCCUGCCUGCCCACGCACGGUACGCACCUGAGUAUUUUGAGUGAGGUGAUGACAUUUUCCCUGUCCUCGCCGCCCUCGUUGGUCAGCAGCACCAAGUGGGUCAUCGAACCCUCACCACUGUCGUACUGAACAGACAGACAACACACUCAUAAUUGCACGAGCAACUCUGGUGGAGUUUGUACCUCGAUAUCGAUGGCGCGGCUCUUCUCCUCGCGCGUCAGCACGCGGAAGCAGGCAUUCUGAAAGGUUAAGGGAGACCACACAAUCAUCACUGCCUUUGUAGCGCCUGUCAGUCUUGUCUUACCGAAGUCACUUUCGACUCCUCGAAGAACACCACAUCCGAUAUCUGGUCAGACACACACACACACAUGGCCGCCAGUCUAGCCAACGCACAUUCCCUCUUCGCCAUCUCGCUCACUGUCGUCAGGGGAAUGUUCCUCGUCGCGUCAGGGCCCGUGAUGAUCAUGUGCUGGAAGGACACCCGAAUUUGAUACACAUACACGCACUGCUGCUGUCUGUGUCCGCUGGUGGCUGGCUGGCUGACCUUGAGCGACUCGGUGAGGUAGUAUGUCGCCUCGACCACCUGCCCCGCACCUUGCAGUGUGUCGGGCUCCUUGACAAAGUGACACUUGACGCCCACCACCGCCGCACGCGCAAACGCCUUCACCUGUGAAACACACACACGCGCGCACGGACAGAGAAAGAGAGAGUGAGCGAAUGAGAACGAAGAUAAGCGUUGGAUUCCUGCCUAACUGACUAACCAUCAUUUGCAGCCUGUCUUUCUCCCUCUGCUUCUCCUCUUGUGUCAGAUAGGCCCCCGAAGUCUGCGACACGUCAUUGCGCGAGGCGUCCUCCCUCUUAUCUGACAACAAGAACGGAAGCAACACGAGCUACAGCGCACCAGAAGACGUCGGUGUCAGUGUCACGUCCCCCCACCGUUCCCGGACGCGCCGGUGCCUUCCACCCUUGGAGUGGCAGACGACAACACCUCGGGCUCGUCUUCGCUGAAGGCCGACGCGUACGCCUUGCCGUGGUCGUGCUGAAACAGACAGACAAGCGGGGAUGCCUUUUGAUGCCUCCCCCCGCUGUUUGCUUUAGUUGUGGGCUGCUUGCCUGGUCGAAGGAUAUCUGUGUGACGGCUUCCCCCUUGCCUGGCUGUUCACACGCACAGCACGCGGCGAACAUCUCGGGCUCCUCCUCUGUCUUCGUCGACGGAUCCAGCCUCUUAGUGCUCUCACACUUGAGAUACCGACACUUUUCCUUCUUGCUUCCGUGCUUGUCGUGUUUAUGCUGUCGAACCCAACACCUCUUUGGAAGCCCCCUCCUGCCAGAGACGUCUGCGUUCUUG
Molecule: messenger RNA, 2727 nt
Organism: Vitrella brassicaformis
Lineage: Eukaryota; Vitrellaceae
Source: the annotation of a GenBank genome assembly